AUGGAAGAAUCGUUGAUUGAUCUAUCCGAGGUUGUUGGAACCAACUUAUUAUCAGCCAUUCGUCAACAGGAUGGCAAAGAAGCCAUCCGACUGCUGAGGAAUAGCAACAUCGACGUCACAGUAACGGAUAUGAUAGGAAUGGGAUGUUUGCAUUACGCUGCUACCUCAGAUCGAUUCACAGACAUCACCAGACAGUUGAUAGUAGACAAGGGUAUGGAUGUCAACACCAAAGACGUGAUUAAUCAAACACCCUUACACAAGGCGACAUCUAGUGGCGAAAUAGAUGUCAUGGUGAUGCUGGUAGCACUUGGCGGAGAUUUGGCUGCUGUUGAUGACAUGAAUAAUUUGCCAUUAACACUAGCAGUGAAGGACCGUAACGUGAUAGCCGCGGAAACUUUAAUGCUGUUGGGAUCUCCUGCCAUCAUGAUAGAGGCACCGGCUGGUACAUGUGAUGGGAAUGAUGAAACUUUGUAUGAAGAUGAGACGUUAGAAAGUUUGGAAGCAAGUUUGAUGGAGCAUGAGAAAACUGUUGAGGCAUUAAAAUACGGGUAA
Molecule: messenger RNA, 552 nt
Organism: Ylistrum balloti
Lineage: Eukaryota; Metazoa; Mollusca; Bivalvia; Pectinida; Pectinidae
Product: protein phosphatase 1 regulatory subunit 16A-like
Exons: 6
Coding region: 1-552 (183 amino acids)
Molecular function (GO): protein binding
Source: RefSeq, a predicted model, not a curated record